Messenger RNA from Monodelphis domestica (gray short-tailed opossum), 2350 nucleotides. RefSeq names its product BARX homeobox 2 (gene BARX2). The record is from RefSeq and is a predicted model, not a curated record. Lineage: Eukaryota; Metazoa; Chordata; Mammalia; Didelphimorphia; Didelphidae. Gene Ontology annotation, molecular function: DNA binding; DNA-binding transcription factor activity, RNA polymerase II-specific. Gene Ontology annotation, biological process: regulation of DNA-templated transcription.
GUCUCUGCAACUACUAGGCUAUAUGUUUAAUAUACCAUAAUCUGAAUAGCCUCAAGUUCCAGAGGUUUUUGUAAAGUGAAUUAGACUUUAUAAAUUCAUAUCAAAUUAUGGAAUGCUGAUUUUGCAGUAAACCCCCAUCUUUGGCAUCUAGCAGCAUAACUGGAUAGGGAUAAGCAAUUUCAAUAGAGAAUAUUUUUGAGUUCAAGGAGGCUACUAAUAACUAAGGAACCUUGAGCCUUGGAAAUGGCCCUAUAGACAUGAUUUGUGGCUCCUAAACCCCAGGGCUUUUCUACUGUUUUGUCCCCAGAAGAAAAAACUGUGAAAUUAGCACCAUGGCAGUGUUUUAUACCCUAGUGUUGACUUGAUGUCUUAUUGAGAAGAGGAGAAAUUACCUUAGAUAAAGUCAACUAAAGCCUGGAUUUAGACAAUCUUAAUGCUACAUCAAAACCAGAGCUUCCCCCUGCUUGUCCUUACUCCUCUCUCCAAUGUCCCUUUGGGUAUUUAUUGUGGCAUUACCUGUAGCGAAAUAGUGCUAGGGGAUUAAGUACAGAUUGAGUAAGGCCACUAACUGUUUAUCACAUACAUUCUACUGAGGCCAUGCUUGUAACAUUUGAAUAUUCAAUUUGGCCAAUGGGAGAAUUCCAUUGAGGCAUUUUCCCUUCCCCCUCCCCUUGAUUGGUCAGGGCCUGCAGCUGGUAUUUAAAUCCACUAAAUGAACAACCUUGCUCUAAUAGAAAAGAGUAAAUUAAACCCUUUAAUCAAUGAGUAAACCUCAGCUUUGGAAAAGACCAGCUGGUGGUUGCUAUGGCCUCCAGAAAAACUGUAAAAACUCAGCUUCACACUGGUCCAGUGAAGCCAUUCAGUCAUAGUCAUCAUCAAUCAACAGCCUUUGAGAUGGAAACUGACCUGAAGAUGAGAGCAUCUCCAGAGGCAGGCACCCCCUCUCUUCGGGCAUACCCCCUUCUCUCUGUGAUCACCCGACAGCCUCCUGUUAUCUCCCACCUGGUCCCUGCCACCCCUCGAAUUGCCCAGGCAUUGUCAUGUCGCCCAGUUACAGAGGCUACCUCUGAUGCCCCAGCCAGUGAGGCCCCAGCCAGCAGUGAAUCUGAGACCGAACAGCCAGCUCCCAGGUUGAAAAAGCCCCGUCGGAGCCGAACUAUCUUCACAGAGCUGCAGCUCAUGGGAUUAGAGAAAAAGUUUCAGAAGCAAAAAUACCUAUCCACACCAGACAGGUUGGACCUUGCUCAGUCUCUGGGACUCACUCAACUCCAAGUAAAGACUUGGUAUCAAAAUCGCAGGAUGAAAUGGAAGAAAAUGGUUCUUAAAGGUGGGCAGGAAGCUCCUACUAAACCCAAAGGGCGUCCCAAGAAGAACUCCAUCCCCACCUCAGAAGAGAUUGAGGCUGAAGAGAAAAUGAACAGUCAAGCUCAGAAGGAGGAUGUCCUGGAGCCCACUGAAGAACAUGAGAAGCUGAGACCGCCAGAGGAACCUAAGGCAUCCGAUCUCCCCGUAGAGGCCCUUGAGUCCCCCAGUAGUCAAUCCCAAGAGCUGCCACUGUCCUCUUCUGAAACCGCAUCAUCAAGCUAAAAUUUACCUUUCUUGGGAGGGGAGGGAGUGACUGAGGGUAAGAGAGAGGAGGCAGGGGGAAGUAGGGAGAAAAAACUCACCAAAGAACUCAUACCUGAUGUGCCUGGGGAGGAGAGAUAGCAGGCAAAUCCCUCCCUUCCUCCCAGAAUGUUCUCACGUUGUGGUCAGCAUGCAUGCACUUGAAUGAAGACUCGUUUGUUUUAGGCCUUGCUCCUGUUGAAAGGGUGUGCUAGCCAUAGGGCUACCCAACUUGCCUAAGGAAGAGAGCUCCCUGGGGAUCUCUCACUGACACCAGGGAGAUGGUUGUGGUUCUCUGGUUGGGUACAGGAUACCGCUCUAUGGUGUAGGCUGCAUCCUGGAACAAGGAGGGAGGACACCCAUAGCUCUUUUCUCUAUCAGCCCCUGGGCAACCACCAAUCAAACAGAGAGAUAUGGAGGACCUGGGGCAGCUUCCCAGGAUCCUUGGUGACCUAGCACUUAUUUCUUAUAGAUUUUAAAGAAAGCAUUUACAAUUUUUUUGAGGGGAAGGGGAAGGGCUGGGUGGGUCAGGGAAUAAGGGAGUUCUGAAUUAUUAGAGUUGUUUCUGAAGAACGUUUCCGUUUGUUUGACGUGUGCCUUUGUACCAAUUAAAGGGUGAUAAGGUGACCCAAGAACAUUUUUUUCCUAUAGCCUUGCUCUGGGGGAUGCCAUUCCCAAUGGCUCCAGUGCAGAUGUGUUAAGAUAACUUUUAUUUUUUAAUUAAAAAAUAAAUAAUUGAAUAGUA